Messenger RNA from Rhagoletis zephyria (snowberry fruit fly), 5032 nucleotides. RefSeq names its product IQ calmodulin-binding domain containing protein igloo (gene igl). Lineage: Eukaryota; Metazoa; Arthropoda; Insecta; Diptera; Tephritidae. Gene Ontology annotation, molecular function: calmodulin binding. The record is from RefSeq and is a predicted model, not a curated record.
AGACGUGACUUGAAGCAUAAAUUGCGCAAGGCAAGAGAACUGUGCGACGCAGCUGCGAAAAUCCAGGCAGCCUUCCGUGGCCACUUGACACGCAAAGUCGUUACCAAAGAAACGCCUGACGAUGUUGACAUACAGGAGAUCACCAAGAAGGUGGCUGAGGAACUGGAUAUCGAUCUAAGUGAUCCGGAAUUGCAUAAGGCGGCCACUAAAAUUCAAGCCUCCUUCCGAGGUCACAAAAUUCGCAAGGAUAUUGGAACUGAAUAAGAGAAUUUUUCGCCUACUUUCUCAUCAUAAAAACAACAAUGUUGAUGAAGUAUAACAACUAAAUACAAAAGAAAAACUUCAAAUAAAAGAUAAAGCAAAUAUAAAGCAGGAGUAGUAAAAUAAAAGACAAGUGUAAACAUCAUGAAUAAAAAAAAUAUAUAUAAAAAUUGUAACAAUGCAAAAUCGCGCCAUUUGUCCAAACAAAUAUUUGAAAUUAAAAAAAGGUAUACCAAGAUUGCCCUACACACAAACAUACAUACUUACAUACACCGAGAGAAACGAGCAGCGGUCAUUAAAAAGAAAAACUUUUAAAUAGCUGAAAAUAAUAAUUGAAAAUUGUUGAAAAAAAUCUAAUAGAAAAUGUGAAAUGUUAAAGGAAUAUUGAAAAAAAUUAAAUAAAGCUUGUAACUUUUAUUGAAACUAAAGAGAAGUACACAAAUUUGUGCGCAGUGUUGCAUAUUUUGCUAAAUUAAAUUAAUAUGAAAAUCUGAAGCUUUUUAAUAUCAAAUAUUUAUCAGAAUAAAAUAAAUAGAAAAAAUUUAUUUAUUUAAGCACAUUAUUUUAGAGCACACCGGUCGGCGGGAGAAGGGUUUCAUAAUACGUUCUUUGAGCUUUAUGAUAGGUAACUGAGAAAAAAGUAUACAUAUGUAUGUUUAUUGAAUUACUUAGUUAUCAAUACAAAUUGUAUGUAGUUUAUAUAUAUUAUGUAUGUAUGUACAUUUGUUUAUGUAGCAGUCUUUCGCCGACUCUUGUGAUUGUGAUGACUGCAGAGUUGCAACAGGAUAAAUCAAAAGCUUUGCCAAAAUUGUGUAGUUGACCUUAGAUUGCGAUUGAAAUUAUACUUUCCAAUAAUUGCUAAAAUUUAUAUGAUUAAAGAAGUAUAAUGUUUAGCAAAAUUCUUAAAUAAAAAUGACAGAUUAAAACUGCAGGAAAUUUUUAAAACAAAAGCUUUGAAUGUGCAUGGAGCUUUUUGGGGGAAAAUAUAUACAUACAUAUUUUUUUUUUUUAAUUUUGCGAAAAUAUUUUGUUGAAUAAAAAAAUUUAACUUACUACCGUUAAAAGGUCAUAAUUUGGUUUAAGUAUUACCUAAGAUUACUUUUAAUACAUUAAGCUGAUCUAUAAAACCUUGUCCUUAAAUAAGUAAAGAAAAGUUUUAAAAAUCCUUUUUUUAACUUCGCUCGUUGUAAGUUGAUGAUAAUUUAUUUUAAUCGCCUUCUAUGUACUUCUUCAUAAUUUACAGUGAUUGACCUAGAAAUAAGGUCACAUGGUUGGGUUAGAACUAAAACCUAACUUAUAGUUGACCCGCCUACGAUACAUUAUUUCUUCAAUAGCAAUUUUUCAUCCAGUCUAGUUGGAAACGUAGUCUUAAAAUCAGUAUGUCCAUUAAGUAUUGUCAUCAAGCUUAUUUAACGGUUGGUCCAGCCAACGAGCUACUGCGAUGGGUAGGAACUCCUAUGACGGUGCUUGCCUAUUGGUAUUUGAGGUUGUAAAAGCAUACAAAUUUCCCAAAAGGCAUUUUCGGGGGAUGAUAUGGGAGAGACAGUCGUUGGCCGGAUAUGAAUCUGUUUCCAUUCCAUUCCGGUUACGUAGACCCAAAUGUUGUGGGAACACUUGCCGUUGGUGGUUUGUUGUUGAAACAUUGGGUCCAGUGGAUGUGCGAAGUAGGUAAAGAUCUCGUCCGUAGGUUCAUAAGGAUUCCUUCUGAAGUGGUAGAUGGCUCUGCUUCCAGCAAAUGCCUGUUUGAAUACUCUCUUCGAUAUUAGCUAAGCAGUAAUUUCUUGCUGAGCAUGAAAUUGUGCCCCUUGAGACCAUUGGCAGCAUUGAAGCCUCGCUAUGCAUAUAACGACAUAAGAAGGCAAAACUUUGCUGUCCGGAGUGUUGUGCUUUGACUAGUCUGGAGCUUCGUCGACUGCGUCCUACUAGUUCCCAGUGAACAAACAGACGCAUCAUAGUUCAAAACCGUUCAAUCAAAUGCCUUGCAUAUUGCUAACCAAGUUUCUUUGCCUUUGUCCCAAGUGUUACCGGCGAGCGAUUUGAGGGUCUUGUCGCGACUCUGUUAAUCGUCGGUAUUGUCGUAAACGUGGAUGCCUAACUGCAACUUGUCGUCUUUCGUACAGUCAGUAAAAAGGGUCCCCGUUGAGUUUGUAGAAGGGAGAGUAAGACUCCGUGCAGUGAAGAAGCGAGAAAACUCGAAGAGGUAGCCGUUUAGUUUCCAACACAGGUCAUAAAUGCUAUUCCCAGACGCCAAUAUCGAAUAAUGCUCAACGUAGGAGAUCGGAAAUACUCCCUCCGGUGGCUGAGGAAACUUCGAGAUGUGGAAGUUAAACACCUUUUUGCCUCCUCUAGGCUUGGAAACUUGGUCUCGAGAAAAUUCUGACGACUGCCGAUGACUCAGAUGAUUUUUCCUCCACCUUUUUGUCCCAGUUCGGGAGAAGAUGUCCCAAUGCCUUCUAGUAACGUUGAAUGACAAAAAGUAUGCCUUUGAGAUCAGAAAAACUCCCUCUCGUAGCUGAGGAAGCUUACACUACAAUAUAUCCAUAUGUGGGACAAGUUUUUUGAUUCCUCUAGGCUUGGGGGUUUGAUCUCAAAAAAAUUGUGACUACUGUCGAUCACACAGAUGAUUUGUCGUCCACAUUUUUAGUCCCAGUUUGGGAGACGAUGCCAAUUGUCUUCUAGUUACGUCGAAUGAUAAAAAGUGUUCGUUUGACUAGUCCAACGCUACUUGAACAGUUCCCUUACAGAGAUGGUUACAGUGUAAGCCGCAAAUCGACUGAGUGUUUAUGGCAUUAAAUGCCGUAGUGGUGUUGUGAACAUCACAGCAGCCAUGUUGAUGCGUAGCGGGGUAGAAUGGGUAUUUGAUUUAGCACAGAUCUAGUUAGGCUGCAGCACUAACAUGUCCUAACAUCAAUGGUUAGUUGGUCUGAUGCAAGCGAGUCCUUCGUUUGUGUUGAACUAAAGUUUUUUCACAGCAACGCAUCUUGGUACUAUACUACCAAUCGCCGCAUAUGCUUCCAACAGCAUGUUUCGCCUGUUCUCCAAGUGCAAGUGGUGUUCGACUUGAGGAUUUUAAUGCGGGGUUUCUCCGUGCCGAAGGUAGCCCUAAAAAAAAUUCGAUUAGUUAUGAUCAACAUUUUGGUAUUAAUGACUCAGCGAUUUACACUAUAAAUUUAGUCGGAGUUUAGGCCCCAUUUUUUUCCUAAUGCCCAAAUAACCUUACUCUGUUACCGAAGACACUUACUUAACUCUAUUAGGGCCAUAUAUAAUUAAAUAAAUAUUUGACGCUUGCACUUUUGCUUAAUAUUUGGUCAAGCUUCUCCUCCAAUUUGUGGUGUGGAUUGUAGUUUAUUCAAAACUAGUAAAAUAAUUUAUGGUCAAAAAUAUUUAAUUCCCUCUAAAAGACCAAAAUUAUUUGCCUAGAAGUAACAAUAUUUAAGUUGUGUACCAAGUAUAUUCUUGUAACUUAGUUUCCUAAGCAAUGUGCUCCCAAGCAUACAUACUUUAAAUAUUUUAAACAUAAUUUUAGUAAAACUUUUACUUAAUACUAAUUAAAGAAAAUAAAAGAAAAGCAUUGCAGCUGUUUCGUGGUUUUAUUUAAACUGAAUUGAGUAAAAAGUACUUCAACUUCGCACACACAAAGGUACAUAACCAACACAAAAAAAAACAAAACAAAUACCAAAGAGUAAUUAAUAUUUAUAAAAUAAAUUAACAUUGUUUACAAGAGUAACGACCAAAAAACUAAGCAUAAUAUGUAUCAACAAAAAACGGCUAAACUUCAAUUAAAAAAUGAGCAUGUAAUACAUUGUAAAUGAACACACGCAGGCCAAUGUAAGCGUUAAAAUGAACAAACGCAGCAUAAUAUCAACAUAAUUAGUUACAUAUGAACUAUGGCAUGCUCCUAUACGCCUUAAAUGCUGGCGAACUAAAAAUGUUUCAAUAUCAAAACAAAAACAGUAGUUAAAUACAUAUUUAUAUUUAUUUUAACAAAAACACAUUUCAAUUCACCGCACAAGCUACUCAACUUUGUCACCCUCACGAAGAUUAUGGAACGAGCGGAUGUUAGUUAUUUACUCAUACACUUUUGAACAAAUAUCGAAAAGCUUGCAAAAAUUAUUAAAUGAAAACUGUACAGUUAGAUUAAAUCGAUCUAUUUUCUGUUUUCAAUAUACUAACACGCAUACAGCUCAGCAGUCUGAAUUCAUUUACGUUUUUACUUUACAAAAAUUCAUUUAUCAAUAUUUACAUAUAAUUUAGUUGAAUACAUAUGUAUGUAUGUAUGGAGCUGUAUUUCCAGCAUUAAUCUAAAUCUUUUCCAUAUUUUACUCUAAUUAACUGAUACAAAAUUUUUAAUUCAACCUCGAUAAGGAAACAUAUAAGCAAAUUAAAUUAAAUUUUAAAUUCAAUACCGGAAUGUAUUUUAAUAUAAUAGCAAUGCAUAACAGUAGGUACACACUGGCUAUGUGCAUACAUGUGUUAAAUCACCAGCCCCAUAAACACAAAAAUAUGAAUAUUUUCACGCUGCAUAUUCAUUGGUGGCGUAUAGGCUUGGCCUCUCUCUCUCUACAUGCCUACAACUCUUAUUCAAUUUCUAAUUGAAAAAGUAAAUUUACACAAAUUUGACCAAAGUUUGAAACAACCAUAAUGGUAAACUAAAAAUUGUCAUGUCGCAAAGUAUAAGGAAGAAAGUAAAUUUAAAGAAAUUUAAAAUAAAAUCAUAACAGCAAUUUAGUGAAAGUAAUAAAACUAAUAAAAGAACAAAAACUACAACAAA